This is a messenger RNA of Rosa chinensis, 1647 nucleotides long. Its product is annotated as zinc finger MYM-type protein 1-like. NCBI's taxonomy places the organism in Eukaryota, Viridiplantae, Streptophyta, Magnoliopsida, Rosales, Rosaceae. Bases 1 to 1647 code for a protein of 548 amino acids. The record is from RefSeq and is a predicted model, not a curated record. The transcript has 3 exons.
AUGAAGAGAUAUUUUAAAAAAGUAUCGAGACUAGAGGAGACUUCAUCUUCUACGAAGAACAAUGUUGAUAGCGAAAGCUCAAAGAAAGAUGAACUUGAAGCAAUUUUGGAUAAUCUUCCUUCAGACCCUGCACGUCGAAAGCGUAUCUUGGAUUAUGAUCCAAAUAUUUAUGGUCAAGUUCAACGGCGUUACUUGCUUAAGGGUCCUUGUCAGCCUCGAAACCAUGAGUUUCCCCAAACAUUAAUAAGUGGAACAAAACGACGUUUUGUCCCUUCUUGGUUUGAUGAACAUCCUGAAUGGUUAGAGCAUAGAAUAGAAAAUGAUGCUGUGUUUUGUCUCUGUUGUUAUCUCUUUAAACCACAUCAUGGCGACCAAGGAGGCGGUGAUAAAUUUACUUGCAAAGGUUUCUCUAAUUGGAAGAAUAAAAAAGGACUUCAAGAUCAUGCUGGAAGUUUGGGUAGUGUUCACAACCAAGCUUUACUAAAUUGCCAAGCUCUAAUGAAUCAGAAACAGCAUCUUGAGUCAGUUAUUAGUCGUCAAUUGGAAUCCUCUAAGCAUAACUAUUACACUCUCUUGAAUGCUUCAAUUGAUUGUGUUCGUUUCUUGUUGCGGCAAGGUCUUGCUUUUCGUGGUCAUGAUGAAUCUGAAUCCUCUAACAAUAGAGGAAACUUUCUUGAACUUCUAGAAUUUCUUGCUGAACAUAAUGAUAGUGUGAAGGCUGUUGCGUUUGAAAAUGCUCCUAGAAAUGUACAGUUAACAUCACCUGUUAUACAGAGAGAUAUUAUAAAUGCAGCUGCAGUUGAAACUCUUAAUGCAAUCAUGUUUGAUAUGGGUGAUGCACCAUUCUAUAUUUUGGUUGAUGAAGCAAGAGAUCAUUCAGUAAAAGUUCUGAUGGCAGUUGUUCUUCGCUAUGUAGACGAUAAAGGCCAGGUAAUUGAAAGGUUUGUUGGCAUCCAACAUGUUAAAAGCACUGAUGCACGGUCCUUAAAACUUGCAAUAGACGAGUUAUUCUCCAGAAAUGGGUUGAGCAUAUCAAAUCUUCGAGGACAGGGCUAUGAUGGGGCUAUGGUUAACAUUGUUGGAGCAUCAUGUAAACGUCGUGAUCUUCUUCGAGAGCAACAACAGAAUGAAGUGAUGGAAGCUCUUCACAAUGAUGAGCUUCUAAGUGGAAAAAGGUUGAAUCAAGAAACUACUCUUAAACGUCCUGGUGAUACACGUUGGGGUUCACAUUACGGCACCUUACUGAGUAUUAUUUCUAUGUUUUCUUCCACAAUUAAGCUUUCAGACAUGAAUGACCGUUUUAAUAAGGUAAACUCUGAGCUUCUUGUUUGUGUUGCAAGUUUAAGUCCAGAUAAUUUAUUCUCCGCUUUUGAUAAGCAAAAGUUACUCCGUCUUGCCAAAUUCUAUCUAAGAGAUUUUUCUGAAAGAGAUGUCUUAUCACUUGAAGACAAGCUUGAUAUUUAUCUUAAUGAAAUGCGAUCCAACAGUGAAUUUUCUCAAUUGAAAGGAAUUGGUAGUCUUGCUAAAAAAUUGGUGGAGAUAGGAAAGCACAAAACACAUGCAGCAGUCUACAAGCUUCUAACUUUGGCUUUAGUCAGUGGAAAGAGUAUUCUCAGCUAUGAACAUUGUGAAGAAUCCACUUCGUAA